Molecule: messenger RNA, 2199 nt
Organism: Vigna unguiculata (cowpea)
Lineage: Eukaryota; Viridiplantae; Streptophyta; Magnoliopsida; Fabales; Fabaceae
Product: glucan endo-1,3-beta-glucosidase 5
Biological process (GO): carbohydrate metabolic process
Molecular function (GO): hydrolase activity, hydrolyzing O-glycosyl compounds
Source: RefSeq, a predicted model, not a curated record
CUUGGCUACUUCACCAAAGAAAAAAAGAUUCUUUAUUUACUCUGAAACUUCACUCUCAUAAUUCCAUAAGCCAACUUUCUCUCUCUUCUCAUCUCUUCUUCACUUUCUCUCUUUACUCUUCUGUGGAAGCAGCAAAGCCAAUUACCAAAAAGUUUCUGCAAUCCAAAGAGAUCUGUUCUUAGCUUUUGUGCUUGGCUUUUCAAGCCUUCAACUUUGUUACUUUCUGAGAAUUUCCAUCUGGGGCCUUCACUUGCCACUUUCCAUACUUGAUUUCUUGCUUUUGUGUCAUCCUUUCACCCUUAAUGUUUUAACUAAACUUCUUAACUGUUGAUGAGCCACUCUUCUGCCAUCAAAACCUUUUCACUCUAUUGUUGAUCUGUUUUUCAGAUUCUGCUAUUUUCAGCAUGCAAGCCUUGGAUUUCCAAGGCUGGUUGCAGAAUCAAUCAACAAACUUGUUCAAACCCAGGAAUAAAAAAACCAGCUUUGGGCUUCUGAUUUGAUAUACUCUUACAAAGUAGCAUAUAUUUGAUCCUUGUGUUGGUGCUGGUUCUGGUUAUCUUGGUUCAGUUUUUGCUGAGUUGAUGGGGUGUAGAAGGUUUAGGGUGUGUCUUGUUCUUGUGUUAUGUGUUGUACUGUUGGUGGGUUUAGUGAGUGGGAUUGGUGUUAAUUGGGGCACACAAUUAACACACCCUUUGCCAUCGUCCACUGUGGUGAAAAUGCUGAAGGAAAAUGGUAUUCAGAAAGUUAAGCUUUUUGAUGCUGAUCCUGAUAUUUUAAAUGCUCUAAAGAAGUCUGGGAUUCAGGUGAUGGUUGGAAUACCAAAUGACAUGCUCUACACAUUGGCCAACAGCAUGCAAGCAGCUGAAAAAUGGGUUUCCAAGAAUGUUUCAGCAUUUGUCUCAUCUGCGGGUGUGGACAUCAGGUAUGUUGCAGUGGGAAAUGAACCUUUCUUGUCAACAUACAAUGGUUCAUUUGAAACCACAACACUUCCAGCUCUUCAAAACAUCCAAGCAGCUCUAGUGAAAGCUAGUUUAGGAAACCAGGUUAAAGUGACAGUGCCUCUAAAUGCUGAUGUCUAUCAGAGUGCACAGGUACCCUCUGAUGGUGACUUCAGGCAAGACAUCCAUGAUCUCAUGGUGCAGAUUGUGAAGUUCUUGAGCCAGAACAAUGCCCCAUUUACAGUGAACAUCUAUCCUUUCAUCAGCCUCUAUGCAGACCCCAAUUUUCCUGUUGAUUAUGCCUUCUUCAAUGGCUUUCAAUCCCCCAUAAAUGACAAUGGAAGGAUCUAUGACAAUGUAUUUGAUGCCAACCAUGAUACUUUGGUAUGGGCCCUGCAGAAAAAUGGUUUUGGAAACAUGCCUAUAAUUGUAGGAGAAGUUGGGUGGCCUACAGAUGGAGACAGAAAUGCAAACCUUCAAUACGCGCAACGGUUCAACCAGGGCUUCAUGUCGCGCUACAUGGCCGGAAAGGGGACGCCGAUGAGGCCCGGUCCUAUGGAUGCUUACUUGUUCAGUCUGAUAGAUGAAGAUGGCAAAAGCAUUCAGCCAGGUAAUUUUGAAAGACAUUGGGGGUUGUUUUACUAUGAUGGACAACCCAAGUACCAGCUUAACAUAGGAUCAAGAACAAAUGGCUUAGUUGGUGCAACUGGGGUAGCAUAUCUAGCCAAAAAAUGGUGCAUUUUGAAACCCUCAGCAAACCUCAAUGAUGACCAAGUUGCACCAAGUGUGUCUUUUGCUUGUCAGAAUGCAGAUUGUACAAGUCUUGGAUAUCAAACUUCAUGUGGUAGUUUAGAUGCUCGUGGUAACAUCUCUUAUGCAUUCAAUAGCUAUUACCAAGUGAAUGAUCAGAUUGAUAGUGCAUGCAAAUUCCCUGGCCUUUCUGUUGUCACUGACAAAGAUCCUUCUACUGGAGAUUGCAAAUUCAAGAUCAUGAUUCAGACAGAUUCUGCUUGGAUGCAUGGGAAUGGGAGAAUUUGGCAUCUCAGAAUGGUACUCUUGGCAUUUUUGUUUUUCACUCUUCUGUGACCCUGAGAGAUUCUUGGUUUUUGUUUUUAUUUUUGGAGAUGUAGACACUACUGCUUCAUUUUUCAUAUUCAACAUGUGUGUUGGAGCUGAUAUAUGAAAAAUUGUUGAAGAUCACAGAAACUUCUUUUCAGUGUUCAAUAUUUGGCAACAUUUGUUUCAAAGUGACUUUUUGCUA